This is a messenger RNA of Emys orbicularis (European pond turtle), 1140 nucleotides long. It is a transcript of the gene WDR31, whose product is annotated as WD repeat domain 31. The transcript is spliced from 10 exons. NCBI's taxonomy places the organism in Eukaryota, Metazoa, Chordata, Testudines, Emydidae. Bases 1 to 1140 code for a protein of 379 amino acids. The record is from RefSeq and is a predicted model, not a curated record. Gene Ontology annotation, molecular function: protein binding.
AUGGGGAAACUGCAGAGUAAAAUCAACUGCAGCACCUCCAAAUACAGGCCUGAUGAUUAUGUGGAAGAGGACAGUCCUGCGCAGGCUGUUCAGCAAUACAGCCCUGCUCACACUGGCGCCGUCACUUCUGUGGCUGCUCUAACAUCAGAUCUCUGUGUGUCGGGGGGAAAGGACAAGGCAUCAGACCGACAGUUGGUUAAAAUAAAAAUGCAAAGGCUGUCAGUACUCCAGGCCACUGACUGUCCACCAGUUGGGCUGGGGAAGGAGUGCCCCUCCCAUUUCCAGACUGUAGUUGUGUAUAACUGGAGAUCGGGAGCAGUGCUGAAGAGGUUCGUGGGACAUCAACGCGAAGUGACUAAGGUGGCCUGUGUCUUUGAAUCCAACAGUUUUUUCAGCGCCUCCCGUGACAAGACAGUCAUGAUGUGGGAGCUACACAGGAACUCGGGGCCGAGCCAGCACUUCCCAGGACAUGACUUGGUUGUAACUGGACUGGCGGUGAGCCCAGACUCUUUACAGCUGUGCACAGGUUCACGGGACAACACCAUGUGCAAGUGGGACAUAGAGACCGGGGAGUGUCUGCGGAGAGCUGCCAUCUCCAGGAAUCUGGUAACACACCUGUGCUGGGUUCCUGCAGAGCCGUAUGUCAUCCAGACGUCAGAGGAUAAAACAAUCAGGAUCUGGGACAGCCGGGAGCUGCAGGUGGCCCAUAGGUUCCCGGUAAAGCAGUAUAUUCAGACCUACUGUGAUGUAAGCCAGGAUGGCCGGUACUGCAUCAGCAGCAGCAAUGGCUUUGGUGGGGAGGGCUGCGAAGCCACACUAUGGGACCUAAGGCAGACAAGAAGCCGAGUGCGUGAGUACAAGGGGCAUUUCCAAACCACAGCAUCCUGUGUCUUCCUUCCCAACGGUGUGGGUCUGACCCCAGUCGUUGCCACUUCAUCACAUGACUGCAUGGUGAAGGUCUGGAACCAAGACAGCGGAGCCUGCCUGGUCACCUUGUGCCUCGACGGAUCUGGACCCCUUGCUUCCCUGGCUGUCUGUGACAGUUCCACACUUCUCUGUGCCAGCUUCAACUCAGGAAUUCACUUACUCAGGAUAAACAGCGUUAAAGGCCUGGAGCUCCAGGAGGUGGCAACGUUCUGA